Molecule: messenger RNA, 2321 nt
Organism: Linum trigynum
Lineage: Eukaryota; Viridiplantae; Streptophyta; Magnoliopsida; Malpighiales; Linaceae
Source: the annotation of a GenBank genome assembly
CUUAGGGUUUUUGGUGGUUUUGACUCUUGAAGAGAGAGAAAUAGCUAUGGGUUAUAGAGAGGAACCUAGGGUUCCCUUGAAAAGAGGAAGGAAAGAAGAAGAAGGGGAGCCAUCUUGAAUAUUGAAGGCUAGCCACCAGAUAGUGUUCACGAAGACAAUGGUUCCCUCCUCUUCUUCUAUGGGGUAAUCCCCUUUGGGCUUGGGGUAAGAACCCUUAAACCUUUACAUGGAUGUUAGGGUUUUUAUAUGAGUAUAUGAAUUCUCUCCCACUAUUAAUGGUCAAAUUGAUAUUUUAUUAUGCCAUUACAUGGAUAUUUUAUUAUGCCUAGGUUGAGGUGACCAUCCCCUUAGGUCAAGCCAUAAACAUUUAUCAAUCGAGACACGAUUUGAACUUGACCAUUGAGUUGAAGUUGUGUUUGUCCUUGGGUUUACCCUCGUAGGAACCAAGUCUUACCACCCUAGCGUUGUUGGUUGCAUGACCAUUGAGCCGAGAAGCCUACUAGGAGGGCUCUAGGAGACAUGACCAUUGCCCCUGUAACGAUAUAAGAUGAAUUUGACAUCAUAAAUGGAAAUAACAUCACUUUUGUAAUCAAGCCCGAGUCUUUCUAGGGUUAGGGGGAAGCUAGCCCCAAGUACCUCUCCUAUACUCAAACCAAAACACCCGGUAGUUGCUCUAGUAGUUUAAAACACCCCAAAUUAUCAUUUAGGUUAAAUAGUAAAUUAGUCAUGAAGUAGUAGUAGAUCCAUGGCCUCAUGGAAUACGACCGAGCCGCUUUACUUCAUCCAUAAUAUUGUUAGGAUAGAAGUGAGUGUUCAUCGUACAAAUUUAAAACUCAUCAUGCAUGUAGUGUCUAGAUAGGGCAGCAAGCCCGCACGCGUGCAAAACACCUCGAUGUAGCUUACUGCUAUUUUUAGUUUAUUUAUUCAUUCAAUUUUUUAGUGUUUUUAAAUUCAACGAAUUCAUUUCAAAGCAAUUUCACUAGGGUUAAUUGUAUGGUUGGUCACUGAAAUUACAAAAAACGUUCAUGUUUGGUCACUGGAAAUAUUUAAAUCCAAUCUUGGUCACUCAAAUUAGUUAAAUGGUUCAAGUUUGGUCACUCUCCGUCCAUUUCCGUUAACUCUAGCUUACGUGGCAGUCAACUUUCAUAGUUGACCAUUAAAUAUGUGAUGUGGCAAUAAAAAAAAUUAUUAAAAAUAAAAAACCUAAUUUCUUUUUUACACACCUCAAUACCCUACCCAACCCAACCUCACCACCACCAGAACACAACCUCCGCCCGGCAGCGGCAUUCCUUCCGCCGACGAAAUGAAGCGCCCAAUACACUUGCCUCCAUGGGAGCUACUCAUGCUUCUCCCUCGAUUGUGUGAACAGACCCGGAGCCCGAUUGAUCCAGGCCGCCGCGGAUCUGACCAUCUCCGAUAUCGUGUUUCCGACCUACGUCCAUCGUCGUCGUCCAAUCGUUCUUCGACCAUAACCGAGCGAUCAACCACAACAGCCACACCAUUUCCCUCGUGAAAAUUCAAGUCACCGAGCUCGUUGACGGAUUUUUCGUCAGGUUCUCCUUCAAUCACGCCGUCAGUGAUGGGACAUAGUUCUGGAAUUUCCUCACCGCCUUAUCUGAAACGUUUCAGGAAAAAACCCCAAUCUCCCGUCCUUCGAUGAACAAACGGUGGUUCUUUGAAGGCCACGGCCCGAUAAUCCCUCUUCCGUCAGAUCAAAUCCCUAGCCGCUACGAAUCGCCAGAGCUCCUCGAGUGCUUCUUCCACUUCUCGGCCGAAUCGAUUGCUAAAAUCAAAUCGAAAAGCAACUGCCAAUUCCAGACCACCAAGAUCUCGUCGUUCCAAUCCCUAUCCUCAUUGGUCUGGCGACGCAUAACCCGCGCUCGAAAUUUCCCUCCGGAAAAGAUCACCGGGUGCCGUCUCGCGAACAACAACAGGGGAAGGAUGAAUCCUCCCAAUCUUGACUACUUCGGGAACUCGAUUAAUCUGAUGAGGACCUCCGCCCCGGCGGGGGAGCUACUGGGGAACGAUUUGGGGUGGGCGGCAUGGCGACUGCAAGAGGCGGUGGUGGGGCACAGCGAUGAGAAUAUCAGGGGGAUUUUGUCGUCGUGGUUGGAGCCGCCGGUGGUUUACCGGAUGGGUAAAGUGUUCGAUACGGUUAGUGUGAUGAUGGGGAGCUCGCCGAACCUGGAAGGAAUGUCACUGCCUGGCCGGAGGUUGUGUUCCGGUGGUGGUGAUGUUUGGUCAAGUAGGGUAUUGGGGGUGUUAAAAAAAGAAAUUUGAUUUUUUAUUUUUUUAUUUUUUAAUGAAUGUAAUAAUGAGGU